Phalaenopsis equestris is the source of this 965-nucleotide messenger RNA. RefSeq names its product plant UBX domain-containing protein 4-like. Gene Ontology annotation, molecular function: ubiquitin binding. Gene Ontology annotation, cellular component: cytosol; nucleus. NCBI's taxonomy places the organism in Eukaryota, Viridiplantae, Streptophyta, Magnoliopsida, Asparagales, Orchidaceae. Gene Ontology annotation, biological process: autophagosome assembly; membrane fusion; proteasome-mediated ubiquitin-dependent protein catabolic process. The record is from RefSeq and is a predicted model, not a curated record.
CGUGGAGAGACUGAAGAAAGUGAUAUGGAGGCGAGGGGCGGUGGGAAAGAGGGAGAUCUUGUGGAGUCGUUUUGCGGAAUCACUUCCUCCUCGCGCGAAGAAGCCAUCUUCUUCCUCGAGAGCCACGGCUGGCUUCUCGAAUCUGCUCUCCACUCCUACUUCGAGAACAGCGCCGGAGGAGAAGUCGAGCCUUUUGAACAGGAGCCGAGCCUCCCCAGAACCUUAUUAACCACCGAUUCCCGUGCCCUAGCAGCCCCCGCCUCUUCGGAGCCUCAAGAUCCUUUGUUAAGGGAACGAUCGCCUGCCUCCAUGAGCAGCCCGAGCGAUAAGAAGCCGGAAAGCAGGCCGUCGGGCAGCGGCCCCGGUAUACGCACGCUCGCGGAUCUUAAUCGCAGGAGUUCCGGCCGAGGAUCCGGGAGCGACUCUGAUGAGCCGCAGGAGUACUACACGGGCGGUGAGAAGAGUGGAAUGCUUGUUCAAGAUCCUACCAGUGGUAACCAUGAUUUAGAGUCAUUAUUUGAACAAGCUAGGCAAAUGGGAGCCUUGCAAGGACCACUCGAAAAUAAUCUUUCUUCAAGCUCAAGGAAUUUUACUGGUACUGGUAGACUUCUAUCAGGUGAAACUGUGCCGUCUGCUGCCCAACCACCUGAGAAUGUUGUUCAUAAUAUUUACUUUUGGAGCAAUGGUUUCACCGUUGAUGAUGGUCCCUUGAGGAGGUUUAAUGAUCCUGCAAAUGCAUCAUUUUUAGAGGAUGUCUCUCUCACCAUUGGGGAAGCUGGCCUAGCUAAUUCUGUCGUGAUUCAGAAAUUCUAAGUCAUUUUGGUUUGUAAUUCUGAAAAUAAUUGUUUUAUGAGACUCGAAUUUAUUCUACAAUGUUGCGUUUAUUUUGCUGAAAACUCUUGUUUUUCAGUGCUUUCUAUGGUGAAAAAAUGGAAUUGAAAUAUGCUAUCAUGUUGUUAUUUGUU